Molecule: messenger RNA, 407 nt
Organism: Dromiciops gliroides (monito del monte)
Lineage: Eukaryota; Metazoa; Chordata; Mammalia; Microbiotheria; Microbiotheriidae
Product: NADH dehydrogenase [ubiquinone] 1 subunit C1, mitochondrial-like
Exons: 1
Coding region: 4-237 (77 amino acids)
Cellular component (GO): mitochondrion
Source: RefSeq, a predicted model, not a curated record
AAGAUGGCGCUGUCCUUGAUGCUGCUGCCACAGCUGUCUCAGCUCCUCUCCGGAACCCGGCUCCCAUGCCACACUUUUGUUCGUUCAGCAUUUUAUGUUCAGGACAACCCAAAUGACAAACCCAACUGGCUGAAAGUUAUCCUAACCUUGGGCACUACUGCAGGCCUGUGGGCCUUCCUCCUCCAACAACAUGAAGAAGAUGUUUUAGAGUAUGAAAGAAGAAAAGGGCUAGAGUAACAUACUUGAAUCUGUUUCUUUCCUAAUUGUUUACUGUAAGAAGUGAUGACAACCAGUUUGUGGGUCCAUCGAAUGAUAUAUCCGAAAAACAACUUGUAUUAGGAUUUCUCUACAGUAUCACAGAAUGUACAAAUAAAAACCCAUCUAAAAAAGGACACCUGCCCACUUUU